UAAACCCUAACCCCGCCACUAACUGCUUCGGUUCUGCCCCAAAUAAAUAGCUUCUCAAAACAGAGCCACUUGUCGCCUUUGUUCGCAACAACUGCCCAGUUUCGCCAGAGAGAAAAAUGGACCGGUACCAGAAGGUGGAGAGGCCAAAGGCUGAGACACCGAUAAACGAGAAUGAACUGAGGAUUACUGCUCAAGGAAGAAUGAGGAAUUACAUUUCUUACGCCAUGACUCUGCUUCAGGAGAAAGGUGCAAAUGAGAUUGUGCUUAAAGCCACUGGCAGAGCUAUCAAUAAGACUGUCAUGAUUGCUGAAUUACUUAAGAGGAGGAUUGUUGGUCUUCAUCAGAACACAUCAACUGGAUCAAUAGACAUAACUGACACAUGGGAACCACUAGAAGAAGGCCUUCUUCCCCUAGAAACCACUCGCCAUGUUUCAAUAAUCACGAUUACUUUGUCCAAAAAAGAAUUGGAUACAUCUUCUGUAGGAUAUCAACCACCAAUCCCAGCUGAUCAAGUGAAGCUGUUGGCUGAGUUUGAUGACAAUGAAGGAGGCAAUAUCAAUGGUGUGGUGGAGCAGAGGAAUGGAGGAUGGGAUGGUGGACGAGGAUAUGGAGGCAGAGGUCGGGGUCGUGGGAGGGGACGUGGUUUCCGAGGGCGUGGAAGAGGGUUUGGUGGUGGAAAUAUGCAGCAAGACUCAGGAUAUUACAAUGGUAAUGGUCCAUCGGGACCAUUGCCUGUCCAGGGUCGUGGUCGUGGACGUGGGAGGGGAAGGGGACGUGGUCGUGGCCAAGGUUUCAGAUCUGAUGGUCCAUUUCAGAGAACUGCUUGAGCUUCUAGCACCCUAGCUUCUGCAGAACUAUGGCUUUAGAAUGAAACAAACCAGUACUGGAUGGCUGCUCUAUUCAUCAUCAGUCUUAGACAUUAUUUAAGGCUUUGGAAAAUUGAGUUGUAGGGUACCUUAUAUAUUACUUUUCUAGGCCGAAAUUUUUUGUAGGAAAGUUGGUAGGAUAUUUUAUCACACUCUGCCAACGUUGUAGAAUUUUUAGUUUUUUUUUUUUUUUUGGGUUUUUUUAUUGAAAAUUAUUUUCUCAAAAUAAUAGAGCAGAACAUUCGUUCAUGCUGUUUUAUCACUUAUAAAAUUUUUCAUAUUUCUUAUAUAAUAUUGAAUUAGGAUUAAUUAAUUACAUUAUCGUGCUUGUAAGCAAUAUGCGUCAAAGCUUUAACGCCAAUAUUUGAAAUGACAUAAGUACCCCUACAUUUGACAACUGGGCGGCUAUAGCAGCGAGUACACAUUAUCCAUCUCGCAUCUUCUUCUUUCCUUUCUCAGUUCCUUCCCCUGUCUCUCUCUCUCUCUCCCUCUCCCUCCUUCGUGGCAUUUAAACUGUUGGCCAUCGUCUCCUUUGCCAGUUUUUCUUUUAGCUUCUCAAAUAAAUUUCCUCACAGUUUCAAAUUCUUCCAAUCAGUGGAAAGCCAAAUAAUU
Messenger RNA from Durio zibethinus, 1478 nucleotides. RefSeq lists its product as uncharacterized. NCBI's taxonomy places the organism in Eukaryota, Viridiplantae, Streptophyta, Magnoliopsida, Malvales, Malvaceae. The record is from RefSeq and is a predicted model, not a curated record. Gene Ontology annotation, molecular function: RNA binding.